AUGUCAACGCUUGGCCGAAAAAACCACCAGGGAGACACUCUGAAAAGCCAAAAAAAUGAGUCCUUUGUCGAGAAGUUGACCGGUACUUUGACUCGAAAGAAGAAGAAGCCUGUCAACGAGAACCCUGAGGAAAACGAAGAAAAUGAAGCUGUAGAGGUUGACACCGAAGGACGCGAAGCUUUAGAUUCGGCAACCGUCCCUUAUUUGGCAAAGGACAUUGUCAUUGAUGAAGGGGAAACUAUCCGUUUCAUAACAAAAGAGACUAAUCUUAAUCCCAAUAUGAGAGAAUUAGUUCAACUUUUAGUUCAUUGGCUUAAUGAGGAAUUAGCUGAUCAGCGUAUUGUCGUUCGUCACGUUCAGGAGGAUCUGUACGAUGGCCAGAUUCUUCAAAAACUGGUUGAAAAACUAGGAAAUAUUAGGAUUGAAGUACCUGAAGUUUCACAAUCUGAGGAAGGUCAACGACAAAAGUUACAAAUUGUGAUUGCUACUGGUAAUCGUCUUCUCAACAAAGGACAACACGAUCAGAAAUGGUCUCCAGAUUUGAUUCAUUCUAAGGAUCUUGUGGCAAUCCUUCAGUUUUUGAUAGCCUUGGCUAUACAUUUCCGUGCUCCAAUUCGUCUCCCUGAAUAUGUUGAAGCUAAGAUGAUCAUAGCCACAAAAACUCAGGGACAUGUGAAAACUCAGUUUUCGACGGAACAACUUACAACAACCCAGGAUGAACUAGGCCUUAAGGGUGACCGUGAUGCUUUUGACACUCUGUUCGAUUUCGGACCUGACAAGUUGGCUCAAGUCAAAGAAUCUUUGAUUACUUUCUGUAAUCGUCAUUUGAAUAAAAUAAACUUGGAGGUGAAUCAAAUGGAGUCUCAAUUCCAAGAUGGUGUGUUUCUGGUACUACUUAUGGGAUUACUCGAAGGAUAUUUUGUCCCUCUUCAUUCUUUCCAUCUACAAGUUGCGACAUUCGAAGAUAAAGUCAGGAAUAUCAGCUUUGCUUUCAAGUUAAUGGAAGAAGCCGGUCUUCCUAAACCUAAAAGCAGAGUACAGGACAUCGCUAAUGGUGAUCUCAAGAGCACAAUGCGUCUUCUACAUCUCCUUUUCUUGAAGUACAAACAUCUCUAA
Auanema sp. JU1783 is the source of this 1116-nucleotide messenger RNA. Lineage: Eukaryota; Metazoa; Nematoda; Chromadorea; Rhabditida; Rhabditidae. The record is from the annotation of a GenBank genome assembly.